GAGAGAUAAAACAAAAGCAGAAAUAUAGAAUAUUUUUUUUAAAUUUAAUUCUCUUCUAAGCUAAUAAUUAAGAAAUAUGUCAAUGGAAACUGUCGAUGAUUUACAUGAUUUACAGCGUGAUUUCGCUGAUGUGGAUAUAAAUAAUGGUGUCUCUAAUAUUGAUGACGAGCCAGAUGAGGAAGAGGAAGUACCGGCAGUGGCGGCAGUGGCUAAUAACAAUAUUGAAGUGGUCAUGCAUCGCCGCAUUUCUUCCGGUAAUAUGCAGGAUGUUCUUUCCGACAGUGGUGAUUAUUUCAUAGAAAUAGCCGUAUCGGAACCGCAAAAAGUUGGAGACGGCAUGAGUUCAUAUUUAACUUACAAAGUUACAACCAGAACAAAUAUUCCAAAAUUUAAGCGGACAGAUUUUAGUACCUUAAGACGUUUUAGUGAUUUUCUGGGCAUUCAUGAUUUAUUAGCCAGUAAAUAUAUCAAAUUAGGUAAAAUAGUACCACCAGCACCAUCGAAGAAUAUAUUAGGUACAACAAAGGUAAAGAUAAGUCCUCAACAAAGUGAACCUGGCGCGGGAGUGAAUGUAGAAUGGGUGGAGCAACGUCGAGCGGCUCUAGAGCGUUUCAUAAAUCGUACCGCGCAACAUCCCGUUUUAAGAGUUGAUUUGGACUUUAUUAACUUUUUGGAAAGUGAUCAGGAAUUGCCUCGGGCGGUUAAUACAGCCACUUUAAGCGGUGCGGCUGUUGUGCGUUUGUUUAAUAAAGUUGGUGAGACUGUUAAUAAGAUUACUUAUAAAAUGGAUGAAAAUGAUCCUUGGUUUGAUGAAAAAAUAACUGAAGUUGAAAAUCUUGAUGCUAAUCUUCAACGGUUGUAUUCAGCACUUAAGAGCUUAGUGACAACGCGUAAAGAAUUGGCAAAUCUUACUGGUUUAGUGGCCAAGUCGGCUGCCAUGCUGAGUACUUGCGAAGAGCAUACUGGUUUAUCCCGAGCACUCUCUAGUUUGGCUGAUACCGAGGAAAAGAUCGAAAUUUUGCGCGCCGAACAAUCAAAUUCAGAUUUUUAUAUUCUCGCUGAAUUUGUUAAAGAUUAUUUGGGCCUGUUCGGAGCUAUUAAAUCUGCCUUUCACGAACGUGUCAAAGUUUUUCAAUACUGGCAAAACGCUCAAGUGCAAUUGACGAAAAGGCGUGAAAAUCGCGGUCGCUACGAAAUGGCUAAUCGAACUGACAAACUGGAACAAGCUCAUCAGGAAGUUGAGGAGUGGCAAGUAAAAGUUCAACGUUGUCAGCAACAGUUUGAGGAGAUUUCUACGGAAAUUAAAAAAGAAAUGGAGCGCUUUGAAUUAAGUAGAGUUAAAGACUUUAAAAACAGCAUCAUAAGAUAUAUUGAAGAUCAAAUGGCCCAUCAGCAACAGAUAAUCUCUUAUUGGGAGGCGUUCAUACCUUGUGCCCGGGAAAUAGUUUAAAACAUAACAAUUACGUUACAUUUUGUGCAUUUUGUUUGGUUAUAUAGGUUUUAUCACAUAAAUGAGAGUCAAUCAUUCUAAAUUCUCAAGCAAA
This is a messenger RNA of Glossina fuscipes, 1544 nucleotides long. It is a transcript of the gene Snx1, whose product is annotated as sorting nexin-2. The transcript has 8 exons. The record is from RefSeq and is a predicted model, not a curated record. Gene Ontology annotation, molecular function: phosphatidylinositol binding. Bases 77 to 1450 code for a protein of 457 amino acids. Gene Ontology annotation, cellular component: endosome; endosome membrane. NCBI's taxonomy places the organism in Eukaryota, Metazoa, Arthropoda, Insecta, Diptera, Glossinidae. Gene Ontology annotation, biological process: early endosome to Golgi transport.